Sphaeramia orbicularis (orbiculate cardinalfish) is the source of this 839-nucleotide messenger RNA. It is a transcript of the gene ppiaa, whose product is annotated as peptidylprolyl isomerase Aa (cyclophilin A). The record is from RefSeq and is a predicted model, not a curated record. The transcript is spliced from 4 exons. The coding region runs from base 90 to 584 and encodes 164 amino acids. NCBI's taxonomy places the organism in Eukaryota, Metazoa, Chordata, Actinopteri, Kurtiformes, Apogonidae. Gene Ontology annotation, molecular function: cyclosporin A binding; peptidyl-prolyl cis-trans isomerase activity. Gene Ontology annotation, biological process: protein folding; protein peptidyl-prolyl isomerization. Gene Ontology annotation, cellular component: cytoplasm.
UAUAAAAUUAAUCCGCCGUCCUCCAUCUUUUUUGGUUCAUUGUGGCCUCGUGAGUCCCGUCGCCGGUAACCCUGCUGAAGCCUGCUGCCAUGGCCAACCCCAGAGUCUACUUCGACGUCACCGCGGACGGAGCCCCCCUCGGCCGCGUCGUCAUGGAGCUCCGUCCUGAUGUGGUGCCGAAGACAGCUGAGAACUUCCGCGCUCUCUGCACCGGCGAGAAGGGAUUCGGCUACAAGGGGUGUUCCUUCCACCGCAUCAUCCCCAACUUCAUGUGCCAGGGUGGGGACUUCACCAACCAUAACGGAACCGGUGGAAAGUCAAUCUACGGCAACAAGUUUGCCGAUGAGAACUUCACUCUGAAGCACACCGGAGCUGGAAUCCUGUCCAUGGCCAACGCUGGACCAAACACCAACGGAUCCCAGUUCUUCAUCUGCACCGCACAGACAGCCUGGCUGGAUGGGAAACACGUGGUCUUCGGCAGCGUGGUUGAAGGUUUGGACGUGGUCAAGAAGAUGGAAAGCAAAGGAUCCAACAGCGGCAAACCCACCUGCAAGAUCGUCAUCGCUGACUGCGGGCAGCUCUGAGCUCAGCACUUAGUCCUUCUGCUCACCCUGUAGCCACACCCCUCUACUCUAGCCCCGCCCACCACCUGCCAUUCUACAUUCCUAUUGGAGAUUUGACAGAUUCCCCCUCCCCUUCCUUUUUUAUUCUGUUCCAACCAUGCAUUGUGACUUUGCCUUUUAAAAAAGUCUUCUUUUGCAUUUUCCUCAAAGUCCUGACGGUUUUUUUUGUUCAAGUAAAAAGAUAAAUAAGAAUAAAAUGGAAAUGUUGCCUUGACA